AAAUGUGCUUCGUGGGGGGGGGUCGAGGAAGGCAAGGAAAGGAGCUGAGCUCUAACUAUAGGCUCCCACGCUUGAGCAGGCCCGACUCGGUGGGGCGGACCACCCUCUCUUCUGGAGGAGGAGGAGGUUCCCAUCCACGGCGUGGCCUCCCGCGCUCCUGAACGGGAAAUCUCUGCAGCCCAAGACUCUCCGCGAGGCAGCUCCUCCCUUCCUGCCUUGAGCCGCCGCCAGCCGCGCCCCCCUCCCCAGUUAUCUGCUGCCUGCCAAGCCCCGCCCCUCUUCAUUGUCCUCCCCUUUCUGUUUAUACACAAAGACCCCCAUCUUCUUCCCCCUUCCCCUUCCUCCAUCCCUAGCUUUUUUCCUCUCUUUCCUUUUUUUUUUUAAAAAAAAUCUUUUCUCUUCCCCUUCUUUUUUUCCACCCUUUCUUUUUUCUCUUUCUCUCCCCCCCCCCCAUCCCCGCCCUCCUGCCUUCCUGGGUUAAAGGAUUUGAGCAAUGGGUCUGGAGGUGGAGCUCGUCGGAGGAUUAGAAGAAGCGGAUGUGAGAAGAGAUUGAGAGGGAUCUCUCUCUCUUCUCUGCCUCGCUCUGUCGCUCCGAUCCCGAAAACUUCUCGGAAAGAAGCAGAGGGAGGAGGAAAGAGGAGGGUUUGUUUUUUUCAAAAAAAGGGAACUAACCAAACCCCCUUCCUCCUCCCCUCCCAGCAACAAUCCUGACUCAGACCCGCUUGGAUCUGCCCUCCCUUCCCCUCGGCUUGGGGAAAGGAGGAAAAAGAGAUCUGCUGCUGAAAUCUACCGCCAAGCAGAGGACCAGCUCCGCCCGCGCCCAGCCACGCUCCCGGGGAUCAUGGGCCAAGCGAGGGAUCCAGCCUGCCGCCUGCCCCACGCCUCCAGGACCUAGCUGGAUUAAGACUCUCCUCGCGUGUUUUUGCGUAUCGUCGGAAUACGCUUUCCCCUCCGGCUCCUCUGAGCACUGGAGGUGGCUUUUCCCCCCCUCUUGGCGUCUUGAGGACAAGCCGCCGCUCCGGAUCUGGGUUCUGAUUUCGGAGCGGACGACCCUCCUGCCUUCUCGGACGCCUGGGUUCUAACGGAGCCGUGAAGAAAUUCCACAGAAGGUGGAGCGGGGGAGAAGAAGAAGAAAGGAUUCUUUUGAUCUCGAAACUCACUGCUUUUCCCCUUCCAAUUCUCGGGCACUUUGAUUCUCUCCAGAUACUGAAAUAGAUUAUCUCUACAGUUGGCUAAAAAAAGGGGGGGGCUCCUUUGAUCUCUUGGUUCCUCUCCGGACUCCUGGGUUCUGUCGACUUAUUGGAACGCUCCACCAUUUUAAUUAUUUAUUUUUUAUGUCUAUAAUCCUCUUUCCUCCCGAGCUCCCGGACUGCUGAAUUCUCGGGAUUUUCUGAAUAUUAACAAAUUCUUGUUCUACAGACAUCCAGCCACCUCUCUCCAUCCUUUUGGGUUUCCAGCUUGAGAUUUGAGCCCAUCUCCCCCCCCCCCCGCCGCCGCCUUGGGCUUUGUGCUGAUUUCCUCAUCAGGGAUCCUGGCUUCCUGACCCAGUUAAGAACUUUUAAGAGGAGGAGUUAGGUACCAAAGUCAACUCGGCACCUCCAUCGUUGCUGGAUUUAAACUCCUGGAAUCGCUUGAAAUUCUCGCAUUCGGACUCUGGUUUCCCUCCCUGAGCUCCUCAGGCGAAGAUGUCUUCUUCGGCUUCGGCUCUGCCAGAGUGGAAGCUCCAGCUCCUGGAGCGCCGGCGCAAGGAGGAGGAGGAGGCCCGCCGGCGGGAACGAGAGCAGCAAGACCGCAUGGCCAAAAUGCCCGCCUGGAAGCGGGAGAUCAUCGAAAGGCGCCGGGCCAAGCAGGGCUCCGGCACCUCUUUCUCCGAGUCUGGGGGGCCAGGAGGGACCGAGAGCGGCGCAGCUUCGGCUUCCAGCGCUCCGCAGCCCUGCCAGGAGGGGGAGCCGGAGAGUUCGGUGCUGCAGGAGAAGAUCGGCCCCAUCCACCAAAACCCAUUCAUCCAGCUGGAGAAGCGGCGCUACAAGGAGUCCGAGAGCGACCUCGCCAACGCCAAAGCCAAGCAGAUCGUCGACCUCUAUGGGCAGAUCCCAGGCGUCCGCACCUUGCGUGCGGACAACGUCAUCAUCAUCGAGACGGUCCCGGGGGCACCGCCGGCGCAGCUGGCCAGCAGCCGGCAAACUGGCGAAGCCAAAUCGGGGAGCGUGGAAUCCCUCAACGAGCUGCUGGCUCGGCGCGGGGGUAGCGUGACCGAGAUUCGCGCCGGGGAGGUCUUCAUCGUCAAGUCGGCCUUGAGCCGCAGCGUGGAAGAUCUCAAUUCGGUCGGCCGGGCCGAGAGCCGGGGGUCGCUGCCCGAGCAGCACCGAGGGAGGGUCAGCAAACUGCUGAGCCACUUCAGCCAGGAGGGCGGCAACAUCGGGUCGGUGUCUCCGCGCCCGGUGAGGUCGCUGAGUACCGAGAACCUAACGGAAAGCAGCUACGUGGCAAGGAGGCCGGCCCGGGUGGCAGCGGACCCCAGCCCGACCCGGAAGCACUUCGACAGCAGCCCUCCGCGCGACCUUCCCGGAUUGAGCCCGCCUGUUCCCUACACUGUGGCAUCCUAUCGCAGCCAGUUUGAAUCCAAAUCGAGCAGCGGCGAAGGCUGGCCAGACAGCCCUCCCAGGCGCUCCCCGACCGGGAGGAGCUGGGGGCGGGAGGCUGCGUCGCCAGAGAGAAGCCCCAGGAAGGACAGUGUAGAUUCGGAGGCCGCUUUUGAGAUCCAGCCGGCCCCUCCACCAGCUCCGGUGGCUGAGGACGAUGUCCAGGGCAAAGCCUUGGCCAACCUGCGCCUGCACUCUCGGAACUCCUUUGUGGUUGUUCCGCGCCGGGCCCCGUCCUCCCCACCCCCAGAACUCAAGCAGGAAGCCAGCCCUUCUCUGCCUGCUGUCAAGCCCCCAGCCCCCACUUCCUGCUCCUCGCUUCUCCCAGACACGGAGGAAGAGCCGCCCGAGGCUGCAGAGGCCAUGAGGCGUGGUGUGGGGAGCGGUCUCGCCAAGGAGGACGUCCGGGUGGGGGGCUUGGCCCGCGCCUCGUCCCCCCACCCGGCCGUGCAGCGCCGCAGCGGCAACACCAUCACCAUCAACCCUCGCAAGGCCCCGGCUGCACCUGUGUCUGUGGUGGAGAACGGCAUCGAGAGCGACACUUCCCCGGCUGCGGCGCCCAUGAAGAAACGCUACCCUACGGCCGAGGAGAUCCAGGUGAUCGGAGGCUACCUGUCCCUGCAGAGGUCCUGCCUUGCCAAGAAUGACCCACACCGGAAAAAGCUUAAGAUUUCGUUCAGCGAGAACCAGCUGGAGAGGACCUUCCAGUAUCCGUCAGAGGGCUCCUUGCUGGAGGAAUAUGGGCCUCCUGAUGAGUCAGAGCCUCUGACCUGCACCAACCCCCAUGGGGAUGAUGAAGAUGAAGAGGAGGAGAUGCUGCUGCUUCAUCGGGGCCUCCCGGGCCUGCUGAGGACCAAACCCCUCAUUGUAGACGAGUCUUGUCGGCGGUAACCCCGUUCAGCCUCUGUUGCAGAGAACAGCAGAAUAUGCACAAGGAUUCCAUGCCACAUUCUGAAUCCUCCAACUGGACCUUUUAUCUCUUUCCGUCUUCCAGUGACUAUCGCACCCAGGAAAGAAGCUGGGGCCACGAAAGACUGGGGGGGGGGAGGGAGGGAACCACUUUUAUCCUGGGGCUACAGGUGCAUUUUUUCCUUCGGAUGGAGACCACUCCGAAAAUACUCUCCCAUUUUUGAUACAUAUAUUUUUCCCUAUCUGACUGGCACUGAAAUCAUGUGAGAGACGCUGCCCAACCUAGCUGGGAGAGGGCGCUCUCAACUUUCUCUUAUCCUUGCACUGCCAGCCAACAAGGAAUCUGACGCAGCAGCGCCUUAGAUACUUCAUUUAAAAACUGCCAGCAGGGGGAAGCACUGAACCUUGUAUGCACACUUCUCUGGGGUUGCAGAGUUUCAAACAAGGGCUAAUGAUAAUGGUCAUAUCUUUCUUCCUGCUGUCACUCAAAAUACCGCUGAAAGCCUCACUGGCCAAGGGACUUUUAUGUAAUUGGGUUUGUUUGUUUGUUUGUUUGUUUUGUAAAAUAUUGUCCAGUAGGACUUAAUUGCUGCCAUGUGAGUGAGAUGAGAUUGGGGGGGGGGAGUAGGGUGGGGAGGGAAUAAUUAGCUUUGAGAAGGGACCAUUACGUUGGCGCACAGCCUAUCAGUAUUUCGGGGGGGGGGGCUUUCUACUUGCUUUUUUCCCAAAGCCAUUCUGGAGGAAGGCAAUUCAAAAUACCACGGCUCUAGUUAUUCCACCAAGAGCCAUGAGUAAUAACGCAUGUUACUGGGCAAAUGGGGAGGGGUCCUGGUUGUUUAUUGAAGCAGGAGCACUCAGUAUUCAGGCAUGGAAGUGGGUCAAUGGGGAAGGGCAUUCUGCAUGUGGGCAGCGCUUGUUGCUCUUUGGGGCCGUUUGGAGGGUUCCUCCCCUCUUUUUGUUUCAGACAGGGGCAGUUCAUGUUUGGAAGCAAAGCAAAAUAUGCAGGGGAUGCAGUGGGGACAGCCAGGCGAAAAAUGCAGCUUCCUGUCGUGGUCAUGACCAUUUCCUGUUUGGGAUUCAGCACUCACGUGGGAUUGAAUGACGGGCGAUGAAGAGGCAGAUUGAAUGUUAGAAAAUGAAGUAAUAUUUUGAUAAACAGGGGUUUGGGUUCGUUUGUUUCUCCCCCCCUCAAAAAAAAAUAUUAUAUUACAAACUGUCUUCUUAAUUAGUAUUUGCCAUUUUUUGCCAUGUGGCAUUUUGAAGUGGAAAGAAGUGGACCCAGAGAUUAAAAACUGAGAACAGCUUUCAGAAAUGAUUGAAUGCAUAGCAGUUGCAGCUCAGAGUAUAGACAGCUCUCCAGAGCUGGCUUCAGGCUUUGGGGAAAGCCUCAGAUGAGAGAUUACCAGGAGUCCCCUUCAUCAGCAAGGGGCCGCACAAACUGAAGGAGCACUCCACAAUCCUUUCCCCAGAUGACUGAUGCAAGCAAACCCAGGCAUUACUGUUCUGGAUCUUUCUUUGCCAAUUCAGCAGUCAUUUAAGUCAGCCGAUGACAGUAAGAACCUCAAUAAUGGUGAAGAGGAAGUCAAAGAGCAUGUUGUGCAUUUGUUCAAAGGUGUCUUAUCCAGUUUCUUGAGUGGGCCUUGCUGUUGGUCUCAGGUGAGAGCUGGCAUCAGGGAUCAGCACCACUGCUGAGACCCAUUUCUCAGUAGCAGAGCCAUCGCCAACUGCUCGAGCCACAAAGCCAGGUGCUUGUCCUCUUUGGUACCACUGCUUGUUUACCUGCCCUCUCUGGAUGAGUAAUUAUGGAGAAGGUGCAGUAUCCCUCUGUAUCCCUUUGGGUGGGAAUGCACCUGGGGCUAGAGUGGGGAUGGGGGAACCUGUUGUUCUGCCAGAAGUUAGCAAACUCCAUCUCCCAUCAGCCUCAGCCAGCAGUGAUGAUGUGAGUUGUUGUCCACUAGAAUCUGGAAGGCCACAAGUUCACCAUAUCUGUGCUAGAGACAGAGAGCAAGCUGCUAAAUGUGGCAGUGACAAGAAUACUGGCCCGCUCAGGGAAGCAGCAGCCUACCAAGGGCAUAUUGCCCAAUGCCCACAGCCAAAAAAUAAUAUACAAGUGGAGCAGCCUCAGGGCCUUGGCAGAUGCCCCACCGUGACACCACAAUGCAUAUAUUUUUUAAUCCUCUUAGAUGAAAAUGUGUAACUAAACUAAGCAUCCAGCUUAAAUUGGGGGAGUUUUUUAAAAUUUGUGAACAGGAGUUCACAAUUGGAGCAAAUAAAACCUGGGAAAACUGGUCGGUUAAAUGCCUUGAGGAACAACACAACUCAUCUGCAGGAGAAGAUGCAUACACAGAGCGGAAGAUUGGCCAAUGUAUGAAAGCAGAAAGUUGUUUCUUUAGAGUGCAGGUUGUAGACUGAGCAAACAGUAUGAAUGAGUGGAAGGAGGCAUUGAUGAGAGGGAAUGAGGAACUUUACACUUGUGGUUUAUUUCUCUCUCUCUCUUUUUCUUCCUUCCUUCCUUGCUAAUUUAUCUUGUUAUCUGUGCACAGUUGUUAUUAUCAUUUCACCCUCCCCCCCUUAUUUUGCACUGCGGGAACAGCCAUGUCUGGAGCCCAUUAACAGGUGAAUGAGUGAAUGAUUGAACACAGCAGACGUUUCUUUCUUUGAUGGGGGGAAUGAGGUCUGUGCAGAUCAAUGUGUGUGGGGCAAGGGCCGAAGCAGCUGUGUCCAGCCAUUUCCAUCAGUGUUGUUGUUGAAAAAAUGGUAUUGUUAUUAUUAUUAUUAACAAUAAACCAGAAUGAUGUUGCACGUUGA
Podarcis raffonei (Aeolian wall lizard) is the source of this 6359-nucleotide messenger RNA. RefSeq names its product protein phosphatase 1 regulatory subunit 18 (gene PPP1R18). Gene Ontology annotation, molecular function: phosphatase binding. The record is from RefSeq and is a predicted model, not a curated record. Lineage: Eukaryota; Metazoa; Chordata; Lepidosauria; Squamata; Lacertidae. The transcript has 4 exons. Bases 1686 to 3533 code for a protein of 615 amino acids.